GGGCGCUAUGGGGCUCUAUGGGGCGGCGGGUUGACCUGGGCGCUGCGGGCGCGUCCAGGGGCCCAGGCGUCCGGGAUCCCCCCCCGCACCCCCAGGAGGGGGCCCAGGCGUCCGGGACCCCCCUUCCCCUUCCCCCCCCCCCCCAACAGGGGGCCCAGGCGUCCGGGCAGAGCGCUCGCAUGGCGGAGCGGGCCGAGCUGCGGCGGGGGGUGCUGGCGGUGCUGCGCGCCCACCCCGGGGGCAUCGCCCUGGGCCACGUGGCCGGCGCCUUCCUGCGGCAGCACGGGCGGCCCCUGCGCCCCCGCGCCGGCGGCUUCCCCUCGCUGCGCGCCCUCCUCGCCCACCUGGGCGCCCGCGUGGAGCCCGCCGGGCCGCCCCCCCACGGGCCCCUCGUCCGCCCGCCCCCCCCCGGGCCCCGCGCGGCAGACGCGGCCCCCGCGGGGCCCCUCGUGUGGGUGGAGGGCGACGGGCUGGACACGCUGGACCUGCUGGUGCCCAGCGGCCGCCCCGGCUCCCCCGAGCGCGACGACGGCGACGACAGCGACGACGAUGACGACGCAGAGCUGGCGGCGGUGCUGAGCGCGCUGCGGGCGCUGCUGAGCGCCGACGGCUUCCGGGCGGGGCUGCGGCUGCGCAAGCUGCGGGCGCUGCUGGAGCGGAGGCACCGCCUCGACCUGGAGGCCUUCGCCCGCCGCCGCGGCCACGGCGACGCCGCCGCCUUCCUGCGCCGCCACCUGCCCGCCCUGCGCUGGCACCGGCCCGGCCCCGGCCGCGACCCCGUCCUCCGCCUCGGCCCCGAACCUACCCGAGGGGCCCAGGCGUCCGGGAAGGCACCGGGAGGAUGCGGCUCCGGUCGGCUGGUGGAGCGGGCCCAGGCGUCCGGGAAGGCACCAGGAGGCUGCGGCUCCAUUCGGCCGGUGGAGGGGGACCAGGCGUCCGGGACGGCACUGGGAGGCUGUGGCUCCGGUCGGCCGGCGGAGGGGGCCCAGGCGUCCGGGGAGCGGGCCCAGGCGUCCGGGGAGCAGGCAGCCCCCAAGCGCUGCGGCCCUUUGCCCAACGGGCCCCUGGCGUCCGGGCCGCCGACACCAACGGCCGCGUGCUCCGAGAAGGGGGCCCAGGCGUCCGGGCCUUUCCCGCACCACGGCUGCUUCGGCCCAGCGGGAGCCCUGAGGGCCCAGGAGUCCGGGACCCGCCCCGGCGCCGCCUCUGCAGCCCCCUGGGCCCAGACGAGGGCCCAGGCGUCCGGGACGCAGUCCGGUACCGCCUUAAUGGUGCCGUGGGCCGAGCCGAGGGCCCAGGCGUCCGGGACCGACCUCAGCAGCACCUCAACGGUACCGUGGGCCCAGGCGUCCGGGACCAGCCUCAACACCACCCCCGUGGCCCCCUGGGCCCAGACGAGGGCCCAGGCGUCCGGGCCGCAGUCCAGCACCUCCUUAAUGGUACCGUGGGCCGAGCCGAGGGCCCAGGCGUCCGGGACCAACCCCAAGAGCACCUCAACAGCGCCAUGGGCCCAGACGAGGGCCCAGGCGUCCGGGACCAGCCCUGGCAGCACCUCAACAGCACCAUGGGCCGAACCGAGGGCCCAGGCGUCCGGGACCAGCCCUGGCAGCACCUCAACAGCACCAUGGACCGAACCGAGGGCCCAGGCGUCCGGGACCAACCCCAAGAGCACCUCAACAGCACCAUGGGCCGAACCGAGGGCCCAGGCGUCCGGGACCAGCCCCAGCACUGUGGCAGCGCCGAGGGCCCAGGCGUCCGGGACCAGCCCCAGCACCGCCUCAACGGCACCGUGGGCCAAGCCGAGGGCCCAGGCGUCCGGGUCGCAGCCCGGCAGCGCAGAGGCGAGGGCCCAGGCGUCCGGGACCAGCCCCAACACCGCCUCAACGGCACCGUGGGCUGAGACAAGGGCCCAGGCGUCCGGGCCGGGUGCCAGCGGCGCGGUGACAGCGAGGGCCCAGGCGUCCGGGUGGCACGGCGGCAGCGCAGAGGCGCGGGCCCCGGCGUCCGGGCGGGCGGGGGCGGAGGGGGAGCUGGGGGCGCUGGGGCGGGAGCUGGGGGUGCUGCUGGCGGGGCGCCCGGGGGGGCUGUCGCUCUUCGAGCUGCGUCUCGCCUACAGCGCCGCCUUCCAGCGCCCGCUGCCCCUGGGCCCCGCCGCCUCCGCCAAGCAGCGCCUGCGCCAGCUGCCCGGGGCCGUGCGCCUGCGCGGCUGCGGCGUCCAGACCCGCGUCCUCCCCGCCGACGCCCCCCUCGCCCCCCUCGCCCCCGUCGCCGUCCCCGCCGCGCCCCGCCGCCAGCACGGGGACGACGACACCGGCAUCGCCCCGGGGCCCGCGGCACCUGCUCUGGCCCCGCCGCCGUCCCGGGCCGCCUCCCCGUCGCUCUCCCCGUCCCCGGUCGUGUUCUGCACCGCGUCCUCGUCCCCAGCUGCGUCCUGUGCCGCAUCCCCGUCCCUAUCCGCGUCCCCAUCCCUGUCCCUAUCCACGUCCCCAUCCCGCACAUCCCUGUCCCUAUCUGCGUCCCCAUCCCGCACAUCCCUGUCCCCAUCUGUGUCCCCAUCCGUGUCCCCAUUCCGCACCGCAUCCCUGUCCCCAUCCCAGACUGCAUCCAUGUCCCCAUCCAAGUCCCCAUUCCCAUCCCUGUCCUGUGCCGUCUCCCUGUCCCCAUCCCAUCCCAUGUCCCCAUCCCCGUCCCUGUCCGCCACAUCCCCAACCCCGUCUUAUGCCAUGUCCCUGUCCCCAUCCCAUACUGCAUCUGUGUCCCCAUCCCAUCCCAUGUCCCCGUCCCUGUCCGCCACAUCCCCAACCCCGUCUUAUGCCACGUCCCUGUCCCCAACCCAGACUGCAUCCGUGUCCCCAUCCCUGUCCCCAUCCCCAUCCUAUGCCAUGUCCCUGUCCCCAUCCCGUACUGCAUCCGUGUCCCCAUCCCUGUCCCCAUCCCCAUCCUACGCCAUGUCCCCAUCCCCGUCCCUGUCCCGCACCCCGUUCCUGGCCCGUGCCACAUCCCUGUCCUACGCCGUGCCCCUGUCCCCACCCCAGUCCCGGGCCGUGUCCCUGUCCCCAUCCCUGUCCUCGUCCCAUGCCAGGUCUCUGUCCCCAUCCCUGUCCUCGUCCCAUGCCAGGUCUCUGUCCCCAUCCUGUGCCCCGCCCCCCCACGCGCCCCCCGGGGGGGCCCGGUCGCCCCAGCUGGCUGCCCCCCACCCCCGGCCGCUGGGCCCCAAGCCGCGGCGGGCCCCGGCGUCCGACCGCUGCGCCCUGCUCUAGGGGGGCGGCCGGAGGGCCCAGGCGUCCGGGGGGGGGGCGGGGGGCCGCGCUCCCGCCCGGUGCUGCUGCUCCGGACCCCCCGGGCGAUUCGGACCCAGCCGGACCCAAACCAGGACGAGCCGGCUUCCCCCGGGCGGCCCGGACGCGAUCCGGGCGAUUCCCGCCUGAUCCUGGCGCUCCGGACCCGGCGCAGGGUGAUUCCCGCCUGAUCUGGACCUGAUGUGGGGCGAUUCCUGCCUGAUCUGGACCUGAGCUGGGGCGAUUCCUGCCUGAUCCCGGCACUCUGGGGCGAUUCCCACCUGAUCCCAGCGCUCCGGACUGGACACAGGGUGAUUCCCACCUGAUCUGGACCUGAUGUGGGGCGAUUCCUACCUGAUCCCGGUGCUCCAAGACGAUUCCUGCCUGAUCCUGGCACUCUGGGCCUGACACAGGGCGAUUCCUGCCUGAUCUGGACCUGACAUGGGGUGAUUCCCGCCUGAUCCUGGUGCUCCAGGGCGAUUCCCACCCGAUCCGGGCACUCCAGGGCGAUUCCUGCCUGAUCUGGACCUGACAUGGGGCGAUUCCCACCUGAUCCUGGUGCUCCAGGGUGAUUCCCACCCGAUCUGGGUGCUCCAGGGUGAUUCCUGCCUGAUCUGGACCUGACGUGGGGCGAUUCCUGCCUGAUCUGGGUGCUCUGGGGCGAUUCCUGCCUGAUCUGGACCUAAUGUGGGGUGAUUCCCACCCGAUCCGGGUGCUCCAGGGUGAUUCCUGCGUGAUCUGGACCUAAUGUGGGGUGAUUCCCACCCGAUCCGGGCGCUCCGGGGUGAUUCCUGCCUGAUCUGGACCUAAUGUGGGGUGAUUCCCACCCGAUCCGGGUGCUCCAGGGUGAUUCCUGCCUGAUCUGGACCUGACGUGGGGCGAUUCCCGCCCGAUCCGGGCGCUCCAGGGUGAUUCCUGCCUGAUCUGGACCUGACGUGGGGCGAUUCCCGCCCGAUCCGGGCGCUCCAGGGCGAUUCCCGCCCGAUCCGGGCGCUCCGGGGCCGGCGAUCCCGACCCGUCGGCAAUAAAGCUGCGCGGGGGCCGCGGCCCCCCCGGCCCCCCCUAAUCCCCUGGGCA
Molecule: messenger RNA, 4355 nt
Organism: Dromaius novaehollandiae (emu)
Lineage: Eukaryota; Metazoa; Chordata; Aves; Casuariiformes; Dromaiidae
Product: mucin-19-like
Exons: 5
Coding region: 18-3260 (1080 amino acids)
Source: RefSeq, a predicted model, not a curated record